AUGUGGAAGAGCGUAAUUCGCUUUGAUUACCGAGCUGCGAAUUUCCAGGUUAGGCGACCGGUACCCCUGCUACCUGGACACCGCGGUUCCACUUUUCCGUCCUUAACGGCCAUAGGCAACCGCUUGUUUAGCAGGGAUGCAUUCGAUCGGUAUGGUGUACCAUCGGGGUCAGAUUCUGUGAGUCUCUGCGGCCCCAAUGGAGAGAAGAUCAGCGAAACAGCUGAGGGAUGCUGUCCUAGUACACACGACCGGAAGAACACCAAUAAUGCGGAGUACGGUCAACACAAUCGUCAAACCUGCGCUGCUUCAUGCAGCGCGGUGAUUGAAUUUCCCCGACAGUACCCUGCGGGAACACAUAAAGGACGCCUACUGGAUGGUUCCUCUCACAUCGGCCAGGGACAAUAUGCUAGCUCUACCUUUGCAAUCCAUCCCCAGUUGGUUCAGCCUGUGGGAGCAUAUGCGUGCUGCGAUGGCAGCAGCGUAUUGGAACGCGGGGAUGUUCCUUCGGAUGAAAAAAGGGCCAAUCGCCGCCACGGCGCAGUCCCCAUUGUGAGUACCGUGGCCGCUUGGCAGCGAUCCCCAAUAUCUAUCGUGGGUAACUGCAAUGGUUAUAUGCCGGGUUGUCCUCCUUCGCGGCGAUGUUUUGCCUUGUGGAGUCGCAGCGGCAACAACAAUAAGGACACUGCAGGAAGUGCGUCGUCCAGAGGUUCAGCCGUGACGAGCUGGACAAAGGGACGCUCUUUGACGCGUGGAUUGAUGAGCUUGUCGUACCAUCUCGUUCGCUGGGCAGUAGUGCUGCCAUUUCGUUUGGGAAAGUGGACGAUCCAUCUCGUGUCUCUCACCUUCAAGGCAGUUGGCCAUUUGAUGAGUAUGUGUGCUCGCGCGGCAGUUGUUGCCCGCGUAGGUGGCGUAUCUGGCAUAUUCAAAAGCAUAGUGGGCGGUAUUAAACAUACUGUGCACUGGUGCAAAACCGGUUUCCGUCUGUACUUUGCAAACGUAAAGGUUUCGUACUACAUCCUGCUCAAGAGGCUUAAAGGGCACCCGAUGCGCUACAACGAACGCAAAUUGCUGAUGAACACGCUGAACGAUGCUUUAAAGCUUGUGCCUUUCUCCUUCUUCCUCAUAGUGCCGUUUGCGGAGCUCCUGUUGCCGGUUGCAAUCAGACUGUUCCCGCAAAUGCUCCCAUCUACGUUCAGGACCGACAAUUCGAAGAGCGAUGACUAUCUGCAGAAAAAGCUUCUGGCUAAGAAGGAGCUUGCGCAGUUUUUCCAGGAGCUGGUGCAGGAACGCACUAACCAGCUCCUUCAGGAUGAGCUUGAUUCCUCCAUCAAGACCAAGAUGGAAGCGCUCAAAGAUUUCCAAGAAAGAAUCCUUAACAAGAAGGACCGUGACAUUAAUCCGUUUUUGAGUUCAAAUGAACUUCUAGUGUUCGCAAAGAUUUUCAAAAAGGAGUUCAAGUUGGACCAGAUGAACUUGGAAACGCUGAAGGUGAUGUGCAAAUUGCUCGGCAUCACCCCCUUCAGCGUGCGUUCGCACGUCGUGUUACAACUGCGUCACCACCUGCUCAAGAUCCAGCGUGAGGACAGGUUGAUUAUGUGGGAAGGCGUGGAUAGCCUCUCCACCGAGGAACUGCAAGAGGCGUGUCGUGAUCGCGCCAUGAAAUUCUACAACAUAUCCAGAGAGCAGUUGCAACAGCAGCUGAAGCAAUGGCUUGAUCUCUCAAGCAUGCCUCAGAUUUCGCCGAUACUGCUGCUAUGGAGCCGCUGCAUCACAAUGACCCAUGAGCCCAUGGCUAUCAAAGCUGACGACGAAAUAAUUGCUGACGAUAAGCUCGCUAUACCAGAGACAGCAGCCGUCGAGGUAGCGGAUGUCAGCGACGCGGUACACGAUGUCACCAAGCCGACUAAGGUUGGUGAGAAGUUUGCCGAGGAGGUGACCACUGCUCAAAAGGCAUCCUCUACGCGCAUCAUGAAGGCCGUUACGGCGGCCGCCGAGGUGGACGCACAAAAGCUCGUAAGCAAGGAGGAGCGCUUGGAGGAGCUUUCUCUCAAGGCCAAAGAGCUUAAAGAUAUCAUUGAUGGGAACGUCAAGCCAUGCGAAGGCGAAGAGCUGGUGGACGGCGUCACCUCGCUUGAUGAUCCCAUGCCAGGAGAGUUGCUGGAGCUGCACAGUUCUGAAGAGAACUUCAUGCACCUUCACAAUGAGGAUCACGUGAUUCGGCACGCUGAAGAAAUUAAGCACCUGAGCUCGCUUGGCAAGAAAGAAAUCCUAGUUCGACACGAGGAGCUGCUGUCUGCACUCCACAUCCAGAGAGAAAUUACGGACCUCCAGCAUAACCAGCUGACUGAAAUGUAUGCGUUCCUGCUGAAGGUGUCAGAAGAUUUGAAUGCAGGUGUUGAGUCCAACAUCAAGGAUGCUGUCAACGACCUGGUAUUGGCAGCCCGGCAAGAGUUGGAAAAGAUCGAGGAGUUGACUUGCCAAUUCGACAAGCACAACUUGACUUACGAAUCGCAAACAUCUACCCCCGCUCCAGUGUCAUCGACAGCAUGA
This is a messenger RNA of Babesia ovata, 2550 nucleotides long. Its product is annotated as LETM1 family protein. Gene Ontology annotation, molecular function: ribosome binding. The record is from RefSeq and is a predicted model, not a curated record. The transcript has a single exon. Gene Ontology annotation, cellular component: mitochondrial inner membrane. Gene Ontology annotation, biological process: intracellular monoatomic cation homeostasis. Lineage: Eukaryota; Apicomplexa; Aconoidasida; Piroplasmida; Babesiidae. Bases 1 to 2550 code for a protein of 849 amino acids.